Molecule: messenger RNA, 2121 nt
Organism: Molossus molossus (Pallas's mastiff bat)
Lineage: Eukaryota; Metazoa; Chordata; Mammalia; Chiroptera; Molossidae
Gene: SLC37A2
Product: solute carrier family 37 member 2
Exons: 18
Coding region: 20-1525 (501 amino acids)
Biological process (GO): phosphate ion transmembrane transport; glucose-6-phosphate transport
Cellular component (GO): endoplasmic reticulum membrane
Molecular function (GO): glucose 6-phosphate:phosphate antiporter activity
Source: RefSeq, a predicted model, not a curated record
UCGGGCCCCAGCAGGCAGGAUGCGGUCCACUUUGGCUCCGGGCAUCUGGUUCCUCCGCACCUUCUCCAGGGACAGCUGGUACCGAGGCUUCAUCCUGCUGCUCACCUUCUUAGUCUACACCUGCUACCACAUGUCCAGGAAGCCCAUCAGUGUUGUGAAGAGCCGUCUGCACCAGAACUGCUCAGGGAUGAUCCAGCCCCCCAAUGACACCCACAGUCCCAACGACACCACAUGGUGCAGCUGGUCUCCGUUUGACCAGGACAACUACAAGGAGUUGCUGGGGGCCGUGGACAAUGCCUUCCUUGUGGCCUAUGCCAUCGGCAUGUUUAUCAGUGGGAUUUUUGGGGAGCGGCUCCCCCUCCGUUACUACCUUUCAGCUGGAAUGCUGCUCAGUGGCCUUUUCACCUCGCUCUUUGGCCUGGGAUAUUUCUGGGACAUCCAUGUGCUCUGGUACUUUGUGCUUAUUCAGAUCUUUAAUGGACUCGUCCAGACCACGGGCUGGCCGUCGGUUGUGACCUGCGUUGGCAACUGGUUUGGGAAGGGGAGGCGGGGGUUCAUCAUGGGCAUCUGGAAUUCCCACACAUCUGUGGGCAACAUUCUGGGCUCCCUGAUCGCUGGCAUCUGGGUGAGCGGGCACUGGGGCCUGUCCUUCGUGGUACCAGGCAUCAUCACUGCUGCCAUGGGCGUCGUCACCUUCCUCUUUCUCAUUGAGUACCCAGAAGAUGUGGACUGCACCACCCCUCAGCACCACGAUGGGAUAGAAGAAAAGCAGAGCAACCCCGAGGACCCUGGGAAUGACCCCUACUGUCACCGGGACAGCAGCCUGGAGGCAGCUGCCGGAUGCUCCAAGGAGCCAAGCGCUCAGCCUGUUGCCAUCAGCUUUUGGGGGGCGCUCAUGAUCCCGGGCGUGAUCGAGUUCUCUCUGUGUCUGCUCUUUGCCAAGCUGGUCAGCUAUACCUUCCUCUACUGGCUGCCCCUCUACAUCUUCAACGUGGCUCACUUCAGUGCCAAGGAGGCCGGGGACCUGUCCACCCUCUUCGACGUUGGCGGCAUCACGGGCGGCAUCCUGGCGGGGCUCAUCUCUGACUACACCAAUGGCAGGGCCACCACCUGCUUCGUCAUGCUGAUCCUGGCGGCCCCCAUGCUGUUCCUGUACAACCGCUUUGGCCAGAACGGGAUUGCCACCUCCAUAGUGAUGCUGAUUGUCUGUGGGGCCCUGGUCAACGGUCCUUACGCGCUCAUCACCACUGCUGUCUCAGCUGACCUAGGGACUCACAAGAGCCUGAAGGGCAACGCAAAGGCACUGUCCACCGUCACGGCCAUCAUCGACGGCACUGGCUCCAUAGGUGCGGCUCUGGGGCCUCUGCUGGCUGGGCUCAUCUCCCCCACGGGCUGGAGCAACGUCUUCUACAUGCUCAUCUCUGCGGACGUCCUGGCCUGCUUGCUCCUCUGCCGGUUGGUGUACAAAGAGAUCCUGGCCUGGAAGUCAUCCCUGAGCCAAGACACGGGGUAUAAAGAGUUCUGAGGCCCCGAUUGGAAAAGAGGCCUCAGCUGGGUCCCAAAGUGUCCCCCAGCAAGACCACUGAAACUGACAGCUGAGGCAAAGCCUCUUGAACUGACGCCGCCAGCUGCGCGCAGGGACGCCCGGGCUGGGAGGCCUCCCUGGGAAGAGGACAGCCGGGUGGACGGGACGGGUCAGAGCUGAGCCGUGUCUCCAUCCUGCUGCGGGAAGUGUCUGCCAGGACUCCUGCCUGUCCAGGUUCCAGGCCGGAGGGCGGGGGCCCCACGGGGCCACGGCCGGACAGCACACCUCUCCGUUCUGUGUACGACCGAACAGCCAUAACCAGCUGGGACCUAGCGAUGGGAUGCUGACCCGGUUGCACCGCUGCUGCCACUCUUCAUCCUUUGUCCACAAGCCAUCUCAUCUCUGCUUGGACCUGCUUCCAACUCCUGAGCAUCCUUGCUGUACCCCGCAGGGCCAGGACGGGGGACAUCUCUCUCGGGCCUCCCCUGCCUCGCCCUGUCCCAGCCCUCUUGGUCCAGGAGGACACGUGUCAGGGCAGUGUUGUGGGGGUGGGGCGGGGCGUGGAGCCAGGACUGAGAAUAUCAGUGUGUUUUGAU